CAUAGCUGAUGAUAACAUAUUUAAAUGUUAAUUUUUUGAUGCCUAAGGCUAUUUAUUUCAACAGAGCUAGUGGACAGUCUUUUGGAACAGUUAUGGUCCUGUAAUCUUUUCUUCCUGUAUUCACAGUGAGGCUCAUAACAUACUACAUUUCAGCGGCAGCCCAGGUGUGGAGGUGCUCUUGAGGAAAGGAUGACUGCCAUGAAGACAGUUGGAUUAGAUCAGCAAACAUGUUCUGUGGCUGCUGCCAAUGCUGCCCAUGUGCAGUAUCAGUGUCUGCUGAACAAAAACAUCUCAAUGGAGAGACAGACAGUGGUACUUCAGAGAAGUAGUAGGUAACUGCUACUUCAAUUUUAAAACACAUAUGUGGCUUAAGAUACAGCUUCUGCAGAAGCUACAUAACAAAUCUAAAUCAGAAACCUGUCACAAAGGCUGUCUAUGUAGCAAUCACACCUUCUACUCCACAUUACAACAUGUCACUUUUUAAUUUUCAUGUUUUUCUCUCUGUUUAGGCCAUUCUUUUAUUUUUCUUCCUCAAAAAGAAGUUAUUUUUCAGGCUUGCUGAGUUAUAAGCUGCCUAAAUGCCUUCCUCAAUUGGAAUAUGGAACAGUUCCUUUUUUUUUUUUUUUUUCUCUUUCCUUUUCUUUUUUGUCAAGAGUGCAGCAGAUUAGCAAAGAGUUAUCUGCCAGCAGCCCCUGAGAUCAGGGCAGAGGCAGGGGCUGUGGUAACAGCGCUCCUUGCUGCUGAUUCCCUCACUGCAACAGGGACCGCUGCUGCUCCCUGCAGCCAGGCCACAACUCAUCACUGUAAGGCAAAAGUGUUCUGUCUGUGGGACCACGGACCUCCUGAUUGGGCAUUGUGGUCGCACAAGGACGAGUGUUUACUGUUAUCAUUCUCUCCAUUUCAAAUAGCAGCUUUCACUUCCCCUCCUUGCCAGUAGCUUGGGCUCUUUCUGAAAGCUGGGGACGUGCUGCUGGUGUCCUUUAGAUACACUGUGGUCUCAGCUGUGCUGCAGGGCUGCUGCUGUGCCUUCAUCUAUCUACCUUCCAAAUGGGUUCUUGUUUUUUGUUGUGUUAUCGUUGAUUUUACAGGUGUGUGCUGUGAGGAGAUGCCCACACACUGCUGGACACUGGUAUAGUAGUGGUGAAAACUGCAGACGUGUUUCUUCCAAGCUGCAAACAACUACUGAUACAAGUGCAAGUGCAUGAUAUAAUGAACAAUCUUCUCCAUGAGUGUUUGGUUUGGCAGCAGGCAGGUGGGCCAGGCAAGCGGUUUCCCCACACUGAAAACUCAGCUCAGUGCAGGAGCCAUGCUGCCUGCUGAGUGCUGUGCCCUGGGCAGCCCGGGCUAUGUGCCUUAUGGAAGGGCACGCUGCACAGCAAGGUGACAGCAAGGAUGUUCCCUGCCGUCUUUACCAGGGCGUUUCACCUUGCUUUUCCCCCAGCUCCUCCCUUCCCCGUGCCUCGCAGCCGGUGGCCGGGCCGGCGCUAGGUGGCACUUCGCGCUUGGCCUAAAUUUCUCUCUUUGCAGAGAGCUGCUUUAACAACAACGCCAGAACUCGAGUGUUGUGUCAGUGAGAGUCGUUUUGCCUCCGCCACCCUGCCGGGAGCACGAGUAGCUCCCAGCUCGCGAUCUGUGCUCCUGUCGUGUUGCUGUUGGGAAUGUGAUUGCGUGCUCUGUGCUGUGGUCCAUCACUUCAGGAGCACCGUGAGCUUUGUGACUGCUGGGAAGGAGUUCACUCGGGACGUAGACAGCCUCAUUCUCCCGCGUGGUUACACAACUCUUAGGCAAGUAAAAUGCCGGUAUUGGCAUAAAAAUGAUGCAAGAGAACAACAUGUGUGACUCUGCCCUGUUUCAAUUUAACCUGAAAAUGGCAUGCUAUUAGGGCCAAACUAAGUAUUCGCCUGCAGCUGGAGAAGGAGUUAAGAAUAAGCACCGAAUACCUUUUGUUUGUUAAUAGAGUCAAAUGGCAAUAGCACGUAGUUGUAUGGAAGCCACCCUGACAAUAUUCCAGUAUUAAAAUAAGAAUUUGCCCAAAUAUUUAAGAGAAGAAAUUCCUUCUCAUUGUGAGCCAGAGAAAUAUAAAACAGUCAGAAUGAGAUCCGCACAAGCAUAGGAAUGAAAUGCUGGCCACAAAGCUAAAAGAAAUGACAAACUGCUGAAUGCAAUCUGGAAAAGAUAUAGGGGAGAAUCUACAGAUUACAGAAAGAGAAGUAUGAAAACUGAGCAGGGAGAAAAAUAUCUGCAGUAGCUGAAGAGCUCAGCAAGGAGAGGGCUUACCUGUCACAGCUUGUGACAGGGGAUCAAGAAAGGGAAAAUGGUGUGGCAGAGAUGAAAUAGAGAUAAGAGAACAAACUGUUGGGUUUCUAUCAAGGAAUAUAACGCACUACAUUCAAUACGUAUUUUUGGAUAAUGUUUAAACUAUGUUUGUACAUGUGGGAUAUGGUGUGAUCACAAGUGGGAACUCAAUAAGUGCAGAACAUUUUACAGAAACUUGGGUCAUAUUCUUCACAUAUCUCCAGAGCUCAGCCUUUGUGUUGCAGCAGUCAGUUUUGCAUUCCUUUCACCUGCCAAAUCAAUCACGCACCGAAUAAGAAACAGGUGCAGCAGAUUCCAUAUCAGAAAGAGCUUAUUUGUUCAGAGCAUCCUGCUUUAACAGGUUCCUGAGCAAAUCAAUAUUUACACUUGCUCACGUGUAUGUGGAGAACUGUUUUAUUAUUGUUGUUAUUUUUGUUUUUUUAUAAGAGUUAGGAUGAACCUGUAUGGUGUUACUGAGAAUGCAUUACAGGCUGCACAUGUCCAAAGGAGUGUGUGAGUAUUCUCAGAUCAAAUAGGACUGUAGCUCUUACAUCAUAUUUUUAAUUAUUUUAUCACCUACUGUUAACAUUGUGAAUGUAUGGAAUUGUAAAAUAUACUGUAAGAUUUUGUGCAUGGCAGGCAUGCUUUUAACUAGUAUGUGAGACAAAUGAACAAGACUUGAUAAUUAUCUUCCAUGUAAAGCACUCAAAAACACUGUUAAAGUGGUGGUUUGUUUGUUUGUUCGUUUGCUAUGUGAUAUUCUUGUUAUUUUUCUUCAGCCUGGGUGGUUAACUUGUAAGUUCCUCUGUGACUGAGUCAGUCUCCAAGGUGAUACACCAGAGACCAAAUGUAUGCAUGCAGAAUCUUCCACUUUAAUGGGAGACACAGCAAUGCUGCUAUUUCAGAAGAAAUCAGCUAGAGCUAUUCUGAAUUCCAUUGAAUUCAGUGCAGUAUAAUUUGAACUUUUAUUUCUCGCUUUUUGCUUUAAUGAGGUGAAUGUCACUAUUUACAGCAUUUAUUUUGCUUGCUGAUAAGGUCAGUUCCUUUCACCAGGCUUAAACACGUGUACACAUUGCUGAAGCUUUGGGUUGAUGUUCUGCAAGCUGGCUGUUAGCUCUUUUUAUUGUUUUCUGUCAGGUGCAGUGUUGCGAAGGGUACGGUUGCACCCAUAGGUAUUUGAAGUGCCAGUAACAGGUGCCCAUGUCUCAGCUGCAGGACCGUGGGAUGUGAGCAAGGUGCAGCAGAGGUGGGCUUUGCAACAUCAAUCCCAGUGCACACAUAGCCACACAAAAAUACCACUUGUAUAAACUUCUGUAAGCAGAGCAGGUGAGAAAGGAUACUGCUGCACAACCAUAGCAGAUAUUCUUUGAUUUGGCAUCCUAAAUAAAUCUGGGUGAGUGUGCCUAUUAUGCUUUUUUAAAACAUGCAACAUUUAAAACAAGCCCUGCUUGGAGCGACAGCCUUUUUUCCUGGGAAGAAGAGAUAGCCAAGGCUGCUGGACAGAUCCGGAUGCUGCAACUGCUCAGGCCAGAUGAGAUCACUGAAUGCUCUUUUUUUGCAAGAAGAAGUCAAAGGAAAUGGAUAGCUAUUCUGACUUCAGUGCAAAGAACCUGUCAUCAUCAGAUAAUAUGUCUAUCUCUUUGCCGGAACAAGUUGGACUCAAUGCCACCGAUGGUCCUCCUUCUAUGUCAAUAAGCAGGCUUUUUCCAGCCCUAUUAGAAUGCUUUGGAAUAAUUCUUUGUGGCUAUAUAGCCGGCAGAGCCAACAUUAUCACAUCAACUCAAGCUAAAGGACUAGGAAAUUUUGUCUCCCGUUUUGCACUCCCAGCUUUACUAUUCAAAAACAUGGUGUUACUUAACUUUUCUGAUGUAAAUUGGUCCUUCCUGUACAGUAUCUUAGUUGCCAAAGCUGCCGUGUUUUUCAUAGUCUGUGUUCUAACAUUAUUGGUAGCCAGUCCUGAGAAUCGAUUUAGCAAAGCAGGUUUGUUCCCUAUUUUUGCUACACAAAGCAAUGACUUUGCACUGGGAUACCCAAUAGUUGAAGCUCUAUACCAAACCACUUACCCAGAGUAUCUCCAGUACAUUUACCUAGUGGCUCCAAUAUCUCUUAUGAUGCUAAACCCUCUGGGUUUUAUCUUCUGUGAAAUCCAGAAGUGGAGAGACAAUCGCACUGUGUCCCACAGCAAAAUCAAAAUAGUGGGCCUAGCACUCCUUCGAGUUCUGCAGAACCCAAUCGUAUUCAUGGUCUUCAUAGGAAUUGCCUCAAACUUUAUUCUUGGCCAGAAAAUUCCUGAUUACCUUGAAAAUUUCCUUGAUGGACUGGGCAGUUCAUUUUCUGGCUCUGCACUUUUUUACCUUGGACUAACUAUGGUGGGACAAACAAAAAAACUGACAAAGAGUAUGUUUGUUGCACUGAUCCUCCUCAUCACAGCUAAACUACUUAUGAUGCCAUUUCUCUGUAGAGAAAUGGUGGAACUCCUGGACAAGAGCAGCAGCACAGUCAACCAUACCAGUUUAUCAAACUAUGCAUUUCUUUAUGGAGUUUUUCCAGCAGCACCUGGUGUUGCAAUAUUUGCAACUCAAUUUAAUAUGGAAGUAGGAAUUAUUACCUCAGGCAUGGUGAUAAGCACUUUUGUGUCUGCACCCAUCAUGUAUGUUUCUGCAUGGCUUUUGACCAUUCCAUCUAUGGAUCCCAACCCACUGGCAUCUGCGCUGCAGAAUGUUAGCUUUGACAUAAGUAUUGUCAGCCUUGUUUCUCUGAUUUGGUCUCUUAUUGUUGUUCUUCUGAGUAAGAAAUACAAACAGCUUCCUCAUAUGAUUACAACAAAUCUACUCGUUGCUCAGUUUAUUGCUUGCAUUGGAAUGGUGAUAUGGAAUUUCACUGUUAAACAGAAAGAUGUAACUGUGCAGAUCCUAGUAUUUAUAUUUCUCUACAGUUCACUUUAUAGCACCUACCUGUGGACAGGGUUUUUAUCUUUCUCUUUGUUUCUGUUGAGGAAGAGAGAAACAGUGAAGAUUCCCAUCGGGUUUAUAAUCAUAGCUGGAUGGGGAGUCCCGACGCUUCUGAUAGGAAUCUUGUUAAUAGUUGGUGAACGUAACAGCACUAGCAUUGACUCUGCCUUUUUCUAUGGAAAACAUCAGAUAAUCACCACAGCAGUGGUCCUGUUCAUCAGCAUAUUGAUGUCAGGCAUCUCACUUAUGUGCAUGAACAGAAAUAGACAGGAGUCGAACUAUGAGGUACUGAACCCAUAUUCACCUCAUGGCCAAGUGGAAGGGAAUGAAGGGAAUCAAGUUUCAGCCACUGUGCCUCAACCUUCUGCAGGGUCUCCUGCACAACCUUCUGCAGGAUCUUCUGCACAACUUUCUCCUGCACAACCUUCUGCAGGUUGUUCUGCACAGCUGUCUGCAGAAAGAGGUUGCUGUUCUUGUCAAACGACAAAUGGGGAAAUACCCUGUGCUAAAGAGGGCAAAGCAGUGCCAAAUACUGUUGAAAACAAGGUUCCUUCAAUUGAGACAGCCGAUCAGUGUGUGAAUCAAUGUAGCGCUCAGACCUGCGUGCUGGCUCAGGAAGAACAGCUUCUACAGACUGGAGACAAACAGCUGGCCAGACACGUGCUGCUGUGCUUGCUUCUUGUUGUUGGCCUUUUUGCUAAUCUUUCCAGCUGUUUAUGGUGGCUGUUCAACCAAGAACCUGGAAGACUGUAUGUGGAAUUGCAGUUCUUUUGUGCUGUGUUUAAUUUUGGUCAGGGCUUCAUUUCCUUUGGUAUUUUUGGCUUAGAUAAGCAUUUAAUCAUUCUGCCAUUCAAGCGAAAGCUUGAAUUGCUCUGGGGAGGCAGAGAAGCAGAAGGGCAUGCAGAUCACACUCUACCUGAGGAAAUCAGGAUGACCUGUCAACAGUUUGUUCAUUAUCACAGAGAUCACUGUGUCAAAAGCAUUGUCAAAGGCAGAAGGUGUGGUGCAAAGACCUCCACUGGCAUCUUCUUUGGCUGUGAUCUGGUGAACUGGCUCAUCCAAGUUGGCCUCGCCUCUGACCGUGGUGAAGCUGUGAUGUACGGAGACAGACUGAUGAAAGGAGGUGUCAUCCAGCAUAUUACAAAUGAAUUUGAAUUUCGGGAUGAAUAUUUAUAUUACCGCUUUGUUCAAAAGAGAGCAACUACAGCUGAGAGCCAAUGACCUGGGCAUGUAGACAGAAGGCAGGCAAGUAGGGGUAAAUGUGACCAUCUCUUCUGGGUUUGCUGCUGAAACUGGAAGUGUUUCUUUCUCAGGGCUCCUGGAGGGUCCUGUUACCUUCUCGUGUAAAGUUCAGAAAUGUGGUUCUACUUCUGUCUAUUCUGAAGCAAAUGAUAGCCAUUCUCAGUGAGUGCUAAACCAGAAAGCAACUAGAUUGAAACAAGAUACUCUGGAUUUCUUCCAUUUUCAGCAAAACAAAUAGUAAAUUAGUAUGCGUCACUGACAUAUUAUACAGACACUUAUAACAGCAACUUUAGUGACUGGUGCCACAAUGUAAAAAAAACAUAUCAGAGGGGAAUAUUUCAUGUCACUAUAUGUUUUAUAGUAUUUCAGCGUGAUGCAAUCUUGAUCCUUGUUCAAGGUCAAGCUCCCACUAACUUCAUAGAAAUAAGACUUAUUCCAUCAUAUCUCAGUUUUUACUACUGCAUACUUCUGCAUAACACCAGAAACUUUUUCUGGCUGUUUACACCUCACACCAAGCAGUUUGUUUCCCCUUUAAAUAUAAAAUCCUCCAUUUCUAAUAAUAGAAUUCUUAUGAAGAGAUUACAACGUCAUAGAAUUAAAGCUGAGGAAAUGAGUGGAAUAAAAAAUAGUUUUCUACAAAGAUACUGCAGAAACAUACAAAAAUAAUCCCCACUUCUCAGAUUAGGAAAUGAUGAUGUAUUCUUACAUAAACAGCUGGUUCUGAAGUUUUCUCUUUUAGUGGUGGUAACAGCUUUGUCAAGAGUGGAUUUUUACUUUCUGGAGUAAGCCUCCAUUAUAAUUCAGAAGUGCCAGCCUCAGAUAGAGAACGCGUAGAAGCCUAGGACACCUGUGCAAGUCAAGAUCCAACAUUUUAUUAAGCCAUGAGAUCUUUUAAAUAACAUGCAUUGACUUCUAAGUCUAUUCUAUAAACAACCCUAAUGGAGCAUCAAGGUUAAGGUUUACAAAAGCUGGAGAUGUUAGAAUGUUGUUAUUAUUGGGCAUGUAACAGAGUUUUCAAAUAGGCCUCAGGUAUCCCUCUGUGAUGUUAAGUGGUUAAUCCAGUGUCAUUCAGAUUCUCAUGCACUGCACUGAAAGCAAAAACUUCAAGAGUAGUUUGAAGAGGUUAAAGACAAAUUGCAGUAUCUGAUAGCCAUUACGCUGCUAGGAAAAGCAGUUCUAAUGCUGAAAGAAGGCAUUUAUUUGUCUAUAUAAAAUGUUAUAUAAUGAGGGAAAAGAACAAAAAUACUAAAAUAGUAUUUGCACAUCUGGAAUAGUCAAGGAAACGACUUUUUAAAAAAGCAUCCUUUAAUUUAACUUUAUUUUUUAAAUACAGAUUUUAUGACAGCUACUUAUGUGUCUACUUUGUAUUAAGAACUGAAAAUGAUUUUAGCAGCAUAAUCUAUUGUUCAGGAAACAGUCAUUUUAUGGUAGCUAUAACUUUGCAAAAGAUUUCAGUCUUAUUGCAAACCUUCAGUGUACUGACACAUAACUACAUAGGUACGCUACACAAACUGAUAUAUUUUAAUGGUUCCAGCAACAAGGUAAUUGAUACUUGUAUUGGGCUGUGGCCACAAAAGAAAACGAUAGUUUGAUUUCCAUUAGAAUUGCUGAAGACAUCAGGCAUUUUGGAAUGACUAGAUGUACAUGUCUAAAGAACAGAAGCUAUAUUCUAAAUAUUGUAACUUAUUAAUAAAUCUGAUAUUGAUUUCA
This is a messenger RNA of Lagopus muta (rock ptarmigan), 8198 nucleotides long. It is a transcript of the gene GPR155, whose product is annotated as G protein-coupled receptor 155. The record is from RefSeq and is a predicted model, not a curated record. Bases 3840 to 6467 code for a protein of 875 amino acids. The transcript is spliced from 17 exons. Gene Ontology annotation, cellular component: membrane. Gene Ontology annotation, biological process: transmembrane transport; intracellular signal transduction. Lineage: Eukaryota; Metazoa; Chordata; Aves; Galliformes; Phasianidae.